CUCGCGGCCGCCGCGCUGCCCCAGUGGCGGCAGAGCUCGUACGCGGGCGACGCCAUCAUCACGGCCGUGGGGCUCUACGAGGGGCUCUGGAUGAGCUGCGCCGCGCAGAGCACCGGGCAGCUCCAGUGCCGCCUGCACGACUCGCUGCUCGCCCUCGACGCCCACGUGCAGACCUCACGGGCCCUCAUGGUGGUUUCCAUCCUACUCGGCUUCUUUGGCCUCAUUGUCAGCGUCGUGGGCAUGAAAUGCACCAGGGUGGGCGAGGACGACCCCGUCACCAAGGGUCGCGUAGCUGUCGCUGGUGGCAUCCUCUUCAUCCUCUCAGGGCUCUGCACACUGGCUGCAGUCUCCCUCUAUGCGGCCCGUGUCACCCACGAGUUCUUCAAUCCCAGCACCCCUGUCAAUGCCAGGUACGAGUUCGGCUCCGCACUCUUCGUGGGCUGGGCGGCCGCCGGCCUCGCCGGCCUCGGUGGCUCCCUGCUCUGCUGCUCGUGCCCAGCGGGUGAGCGGCACCAGCCCCAGCGCUACCGGCCCUCGCAGCCCUCCACUGCCCGCGAGUACGUCUGA
Molecule: messenger RNA, 567 nt
Organism: Nothoprocta perdicaria
Lineage: Eukaryota; Metazoa; Chordata; Aves; Tinamiformes; Tinamidae
Gene: CLDN19
Product: claudin 19
Exons: 4
Biological process (GO): cell adhesion; bicellular tight junction assembly
Cellular component (GO): plasma membrane; bicellular tight junction
Molecular function (GO): structural molecule activity
Source: RefSeq, a predicted model, not a curated record